Molecule: messenger RNA, 1708 nt
Organism: Epinephelus lanceolatus (giant grouper)
Lineage: Eukaryota; Metazoa; Chordata; Actinopteri; Perciformes; Serranidae
Gene: hsf4
Product: heat shock transcription factor 4
Biological process (GO): regulation of DNA-templated transcription
Molecular function (GO): sequence-specific DNA binding; DNA-binding transcription factor activity
Source: RefSeq, a predicted model, not a curated record
ACUCACACAUACACACCUUUGGUUUCCUGUUGUGAGCCGUCUUAGCAGUGGACAGCAUGCAGGAGUCUCCGGGUGCCAUGGGGGUAGAUGGCAGCUAUGCCAGCAAUGUUCCAGCCUUUCUCACCAAGCUGUGGACCCUGGUGGAGGAUCCAGAUACCAACCACCUCAUCUGCUGGAGUGCUACUGGGACAAGUUUCCAUGUGUUUGACCAGGGACGCUUUGCCAAGGAAGUUUUGCCAAAGUACUUCAAACACAAUAAUAUGGCGAGCUUUGUUCGACAGCUCAACAUGUAUGGUUUCCGUAAAGUGGUGAACAUUGAGCAGAGCGGUCUGGUGAAGCCUGAGAGAGACGACACAGAGUUCCAACAUUUAUACUUCCUUCAGGGACAUGAACACAUGCUUGAGCACAUCAAGAGGAAGGUAUCUAUAGUGAAAAGUGAGGAGACCAAAGUUCGUCAGGAGGACCUCAGUAAACUGCUGUAUGAAGUCCAGCUUCUCAGAACACAACAGGACAACAUGGAAUGUCAGAUGCAGGACAUGAAACAGCAGAAUGAAGUGCUGUGGAGAGAGGUGGUCUCACUGAGACAGAAUCACACACAGCAACAGAAAGUCAUGAACAAGCUGAUUCAGUUUCUGUUCAGCCAGAUGCAGUCCAACACACCCAGCACUGUGGGCCUAAAGAGAAAGCUGCCUCUGAUGUUGGACGACGGCUCUCCCAGCCCUCCCGCCUCCAAGUUCAGCCAUAGUCACCCAAUGGAGUCCAUGCACGAACCUUUCUACAUCCAGUCGCCAUCCAGUGAUACUGCUUCUUGCUCUACUAGUGGGCUGACAGGAGGACCAAUUAUCUCAGAUGUUACUGACAUGUCUCAGGCCAGUAUGGCCCUUCAGAUGCAGCCUGAUGAGACCAGGGAGAAGUGCAUGAUGCUUAUCAAAGAGGAGCCUGUGAGUCCAGGAGUUAGAGGAGGAGGGAAAGGAGGCAGUGUAGGGGGAGGAGAGGCUGUAGCGUUGACCUCCUCCUGUGAGGUGUGCUCCUCAGAACCUCCUGUCCUUCCCGUCGCAAUGGUCCAGUCUGUCCUGGAGGGGAGGGGCUCUGUGGCUUCUAUGGUGGAGCGGAGGAGUAAGAGACCUGCCCUGGACCGAGUGGAGGUUUCAGAUGCAGUGGAGAAUGUGGAUAUGAGCCUGGAGGAGCUGCAGCAGCUGCUGCUCAGGAGCCAUCAGCAGAGUACUGUGGAAGCUGGGACCAGUGCUGUUAUGGAUCCCUUCAGUUUAAGCCUGCCUCUGACUGAGUGGAACUUCACAGAGAUGGAGUCCAACCUCAAAUCAUACAUGUUCCAGAACCAGGAAGCAGAAGCUUUUCCAGCUACUGGAUGUGAGGAACAGUGAUCGAUCUGUGCUGUGGACUGUCCUUUCUGAAGUGGAAGGCCACAGAAGCUGCUGUUCCCCUCAUUAUUCCACUCUGCAUGGGUUCGAUCCCACAGCCCUGCCAGGCUGUUUCUUACGCGUGGCUUUAUUUUCUUUCUUUCGUUCCAUUCACAUACCUACAAAGUGCGGCAAUGAAGAAGUCUGCAUGCUUAUAUUUCCUGGCCAGUUGACUGCCAUUGGGCCUAUCAGCCACCAGCUCUGUGGGCAUGAGGAAAUAUAUAUAUAUAUGUAUAUAUAUAUAUAUAUAUAUAUAUACAUAUAGAUAGAUAGAUAGAUAGAUAGAUAAA